Molecule: messenger RNA, 3447 nt
Organism: Saccostrea cuccullata (small rock oyster)
Lineage: Eukaryota; Metazoa; Mollusca; Bivalvia; Ostreida; Ostreidae
Product: STAM-binding protein-like
Exons: 10
Coding region: 106-1491 (461 amino acids)
Biological process (GO): protein K63-linked deubiquitination
Cellular component (GO): endosome; membrane
Molecular function (GO): metal-dependent deubiquitinase activity; K63-linked deubiquitinase activity; protein binding
Source: RefSeq, a predicted model, not a curated record
AUUAAUAGAGCAUCACGCAAAAGAAGUAAACAAAAUGUUGGAAGAAAGUUUGCAGAUGACAAAUUAUUUGUAAAUAACUUACUUAGUUCCUAUCGGUAAGGUAUCAUGGCACAAGUUGCCAAUGUUUCCCUGACCUCCCACAUCAGGGACCCUGGGGCUAGGGUGAGAGAAUUAUGUAACUAUGCCUGUAAGGUGGAGAUUGACCCUCAGAUUCCCCCUAGGAGGUACCUCAGAUCUGGCCAUGAAAUGCUGAGGAUGGCAAAGGUCUACCAGGAUGAAAAAAACUAUGAGCAGGCAUUUAUCCUGUAUACAAAGUUUAUUUCUCUGUUUGUGGAAAAAUUACCCAAGCAUCCUGAUUAUAGCUCGGCCCCUGCUGGUGAUGUUUCAGCAAUAAAGAAGAAAGUAAAGCUUGUUUUUCCCAUUGCCGAAGAAUUGAAAUCCAUUUUGAAAAAGAGAUACACAGAAAUUGAAAAGAAGCGCGCAGAAGAAGAGCGUAUUAUACAAGAGGAGUUAGAGAGAGAACAAGAGAGAUUGAGACAGGAAGAGGAAGUUAGACGACAGGAAGAGGAAGCCAGGCAAAUACAGGCUAAAAGUGAAGCCGAAUCAAAAUGGCUGGAUGAACAGGAACGCAAACUUCAGGAACUGAAGGAAAAAGAACUACUGAAAAAUAUUGAUCAAGACAGUGAAAGUAGUGAGAACACUGCGAAAAAUGACAGCAAGGAAGGGUUGAAUAACCAGCGCCCAUCAGCCACGGCGGGGAGUCUGACUUAUAUUCACAAUGACUUUGGGGAGAGACCAGUGGAGAAAAAUCUGAUUAAAGAUUCUCAGUACCCAAGUAUUCCUGAUAGAGAGCUGAAGAAAAACCUAGUCAUCUCUGAUUACUCCACCCCAACCAUAAAUGGUGUUCCAGACAUUGACAGAAGCACCAAACCUGACCACUUUACCAGUACUGGCUUCUCGGGCCUUCGGGAAGUUGUUGUCCCGUCAGAUCUGAUGAGAAAGUUCAUGGUGCUUGCAGAGCACAACACCUUAAGAAAUAUUGAAACCUGUGGUAUUCUUGCUGGAAAGUUGGUACAUAACAGUUUCCACAUAACACAUGUUCUGGUCCCUAAACAGACAGGAACUACUGACACAUGUGUAGCAGAGGAUGAGGAGGACUUAUUUAUGUACCAAGAUCCGAGGGAUCUCAUCACUUUGGGGUGGAUCCAUACACAUCCAACCCAGACUGCCUUCCUGUCUAGUGUUGACAUGCAUAAUCAGUAUGGGUACCAGGCUAUGUUACCAGAGGCCAUAGCCAUUGUAUGUGCACCAAAGUAUAAUGAGACUGGGAUAUUUACUCUGACAUCUGAUCGAGGCCUUCCAGAGAUUGGACAAUGUAGAGAGAGAGGAUUUCACCAGCACACCAAAACACCACCAUUGUUUGAUUCUUGUUCCCAUGUUCGCGUCCUGGAUACAGUGAGAAUUGAAGUGGCUGACUUGAGACAAAAAUGAGAUGUCCUUUGGAAGAUUCAUCUGGAUGAAGUGAAACUGAGUAGUAUUAUGAUUUGUGGUGCUGAGGCCAGUUACGUUAACUUAUGAACAAAUCCUAUAUACAUGGAACUAAUGUAUAAUGACUGGAUACCACAUUCAAGUCCAAACGUAUUGUUUUAAAUUCAUAGUAAAUAUAAAAAUACAUUGUAUACUGCAUACAUUUUUCAGAAAAAAGCAUUUCUUUUUAGAUAUUUGCUCUUUUUAUGUAUUGCCAUUAUUUAUUUCAAAAUCAAGUUUAACUUCAUCCAUCGAAACAUGAGAUAAAUCAAUGUUUUGUGAACAUUUCAUGACAAGUUAUCAUUAACAACUUGCAUUCAUAAGUACUUUUUUUUUAUUCAUCAUGCCAAGAUUAUUUUUCUUUCAAGAUCUUUUACUUAGGGUCCUCUCUGCUUUCAAGGAAACAUGGUGUGUUAGUCAUCUGAGCCCAAUAACAGGCUUUAUCAGGUCGAGACCAUUACCUAAUAUGAAAGGCAAUUUUCAACACGUGACGAUGUCUUUGUCACACCCAUUCUCCAAUCAAGUGAAUGAGUCCCAAAGCAUGACAAUCUACUACAUGUUUACGAUUCAAUGGCGACACGUUGUUUUCGUCGGUUUACUGCACAAUAUUUAACUUGUCAACGGAAAAACUGUAGAGCUUCUUUAUCACUUUAUAAGACCGAAAUUGAUAGAUUAUAUUCCAAAGACACUGCUCCAUACUCACAUUUAAUAUUGGAGUUGUUGUAGGUGAUUAAUAGUUGCUUCGAAAACCGUACAAACGCUUUGACGUUUGCAUGUACAUAAAACACUUUCUGAUAAUAUUGAGGGGUUAAAUAAUAAUUGCACACCUUCUCCUGCUGUCUAAAACCAAGGACCUAUAUACUACCUGCUUAAACUAUGUACACGUAUAUCACAUGAAAAAAAAUCUCAAUGUUUUAUCGACACGGUAGCACCUACAUCUCAGUUUGAACAAUGGUUUAGGCCGAUGUAUUAUAAGUUGAUAUAAGGCUUCAUAAAGCAAAUUUUGUAAAUGUGAGCAUAGAAAUGAAAGAUUAUACAUCAUUUUAAAUAUUUCUUUCACAAAUCUCAAAAAAGAAGUGAAAAUAAGUUUCCAAGGGACAAUUCAAAUUGCCUUUUAUUUUCAACAAGCUGGGUACUUGUAGUAGCCCAUAAUGCGUUGCGGCUCAUUCAGCAGUAGGCAAAGUAAACAGAUAGCCAAUUUACAUGCAAAUUUAUGCUGACGUCAGAAAAUCUAGUGGUCUCGACCUGUUUAUUUGUCAAACUUUUUUGUUUGUUAUAAAUUUAUUACUGUAUUUAUUUUUUAUUGAGAUUGUUAGAACAGGCAUUUGAAUACCAGAUAGUGUAAUUAAUUGAAAUGUUAGGUCUAAUUUUAGACAGAAUAGCAUGCAAGUGUAUACCAUAAUAAAAUCUGUGAUUAUAAACCCAAGAAAUGUAUAGUCAGACCUACUUUGUUUAUGGUAGUGAAAAACUUCCUUCAUAACACUAUAACACAAUACCAUGUGUUCAUGUUUGUGGAACUGUGGUAAAAAUAUGCUGGCCAUCCAUCUUCCAGUGUUUGAUUUUUAUUUAGAACUGAAUUUUAAAUGUAUAUAUGUGUAUAUGUUUGUUAAACUAUAAGAAUGCUGUGCAUUUUAAAUAUGUCAAGUGUUGUCUUAAAAAAAUUGUAAAAAGAUAGUUAUCGUUCAGAGACUGCUUUCAUUUUUGUUAGUUAAUAUUUUAAAUCAAUCACGUGGCAUACACAGAGUGUAGAUUAUGUGGCAUUGAUGUUUUACAUGUAUGCAUGGCUGUGAUAUUGUGCCCAAAUAAAAUCUGUAAAUUACAAUAACAAAGCAGGCAACAUUUACUGUGCUGAAGUCCAAAAUCUCCUGGGUUUUAGUUUAAUGUUGAUUCACUUGAAAUAAAAUUAAUAUGUGGAUUUUA